Spodoptera litura is the source of this 1070-nucleotide messenger RNA. RefSeq lists its product as uncharacterized. NCBI's taxonomy places the organism in Eukaryota, Metazoa, Arthropoda, Insecta, Lepidoptera, Noctuidae. The record is from RefSeq and is a predicted model, not a curated record. Gene Ontology annotation, molecular function: transmembrane monodehydroascorbate reductase activity.
AUUUUAUACCCGUAUUGUGUUUGUAAUUUUCAUUCACAGUUUGAAACUGAAAGCAGUAGGUUUAAUUUAAUUGUCUAUAACAAAUUGUGAAUCAUGGAUACCGAAAGUGGAACUACAACCCAGCAAAGAGCAGGACGAAUGGAUUCGAAAACUUAUUAUUUUACGACUUUUAAUAGUUCUUUGAAUAUUAUAUGCCAUACUUUAAUAGGUAUAGUGGUGGGUGUCAUCGUGACCUAUGGGUUAACUUUACCAAGUGGAAAAACAAAGGACCACAUCAUAUUAUGUGUUCUUGGGUACCAACUGUUGAUGGCUCAAGCCAUAUUAAGUCUGUCCCCCCACAAUGGUUGGUCAGUCCACCUUAAGCUGGUGGACAAGAAGCGUGCCCACUGGAUCCUACAAACCGUGGGAUCUGCACUGGCUAUCGUAGGCAGUUUCCUUAAAAUCGUUGACAAGAACGUCCAUUGGAAUACAAAUCACGGAAUUUUUGCAUUGAUAGCCCUGGUCUUCACAGUGAUAAGUCUCGUCAACGGACUGACGUCGCUCUAUGCUUACGAAUUCCGACGAUUCCUGCCAUCAACCCUUUCGAAGCUGACUCAUAUUUGUGCCGGCACAAUAGCCUUUGUGGCUUCAUGCAUCAGCCUCUGUUACGGCAUUGACAAGGGUAUGUUCACAAACUGGGUCGGCAGUACCAUAGCCAACAUCCUCAUCGGAUUCAGCUCUUUCUUCACCUUCCUCAUCAUUACCACUCCUUUGAUUACCUUCUUUAACAAACUAAAGAAUACAUAAUUUUUAAGUAAGGUGUUAUCUGUAAAUAUAUUUGAGAUCUUUUAAAGUGAGUCGACUGUGACUGCAUUUAUACUUUCAAAAUAAUACAGUUCCUCUUUCGCUAGAUUAACACUGAUAAAAUCGAAUUAUAAUUACCUAAAUGAUGAUAAGAUCGAAAAUAAUUGUUAUUGUAAUACAAUCAAAUGAAAAGUGAUAAAGUUUUUAAUGUAUACUCAGGAGAUUCAUUUAUUUUUUGUACAAUAAUAAGAUUCUCUUAGUUUUAAGACAUUGUUUUAUAAUUAUGU